AUGUAUCAUCAAAAGAAUUCAGUUGAAGGACGUUCGCAUGAAAAAGAUUCCAGCGGUACCCUGGCAUCCAGUGGCGGUGGUGCGUCCAGUGGUAGUGAAUCAUCGAAAAAACGCCUCCUUAAACGUGUCGUAUCCAGUGCUACUUCAAAUGUUCAAAUACCCUCAAUAUCGGCAACAACGCCAGGCGCAUCUUCCACAACACAACCCGUACCGAUUGUACCCAGCCGACAACGUGCUGACAGUAGCUAUGGCAAGUCACAAAGUCGUAGCAAUUCAGUUGGUGGCGCCUCGCUGGGUGGUGCUGCAUCCAGUGAUGCUGGAACACCCGGUGGCAGUCCAGUACCGGUUGUCAAGGAGAAGCGCAUAGCCAUGAGAGCGGUGCGAAGUUUAAUGCGUUUGGGACGUAGUCGACAAAGUUCACAGACACGUGAUAGUAGCACCGAGGAUGAAGGCAGAUCCCCUUUAAUAUUUGAAAAUGAAAUGGGCACGAGUGGUGCUACGGGCAUAACAAAUGCCGCAUCAUCUAUGACCGCUGAUGGUGGAGGAGGCGGCGUCGGUGAGAGUGUGCGACGUGGCAAAGUUAUUGUAACGCAAACAACGACAACGGCUGGUAACACCUUAACAACGCCUGGGGCAGAAAGUGCAGUUUCGAAUCAAUCCAGUGAUGUGGAAGAGAUACAACAAAUUGAUCAAGGGAAAAUGAUGAAACAAAUGACACGCACCGAAGACCAUUUAAAAUCACAGGACUUCCAAGUUUGCAUUACCAUAAUUGAGGCGCGACAAUUACCCGGCUUAAAUAUGGAUCCGGUUGUCUGCAUUCAAGUGGGCGAUCAAAAGAAAUACACAAGUGUCAAGGAGAGCACCAAUUGUCCGUAUUACAACGAAUAUUUUGUUUUUGAUUUUCAUAUGCCCCCAGUUAUGUUAUUUGAUAAAAUUAUUACCUUAUCGGUCUUGCAGUCAAGAAAGUUUCUGCGUACCGGUACAUUAGUGGGCUCAUUCAAAAUUGAUUUGUCAACGGUUUAUGAUGCUCCGGACCAUCAAUUCUAUCACAAAUGGGCUCUACUGACCGAUCCUGAUGAUUUUUACAGUGGACCAAAGGGAUAUUUGAAAUGUGAUAUAGGUAUUAUAGGUAAAGGUGACACGGUUAAGGUGCCACAGAAAUCUGAAAAAGAUCCUGAUGAUAUUGAAGCUAACCUCCUAUUGCCUGAUGGUGUACCCAUCGAAAGACAACGAGCUAAAUUUAUAGUUAAAAUUUAUCGGGCAGAUGGUUUGCCACGCAUGAAUUCUUCUAUCAUGGCAAAUGUAAAGAAAGCCUUGACAGGUGAAGCCAAAGAUUUAGUUAGUCCCUAUGUCCAAGUGUCCUUUGCUGGACUAUCUGGUAAAACGACGGUAAAGAAAAAUGCCUAUGCACCGGUGUGGAAUGAACAGUUGGUAUUUACGGAAAUGUUUCCGCCCUUGUGUCAACGAAUUAAGAUCCAACUAAGAGAUGCUGAUCCAAUGAAACCCUCCAUAAUCGGCACACAUUAUAUUGAUUUGAAACAAAUCUCCAAUGAUGGUGAGAAGGGUUUUUUGCCCACAUUUGGUCCUUCGUUUAUACACUUGUAUGGCUCAACACGUGACUAUACGAUUUUGGAUCAACAUUCAAAUUUAAAUACUGGCCUGGGUGAAGGUGUUAGCUAUCGUGCCCGCUUAUUAAUUGCCAUACGUACUGAAAUUACAGAAAACAUCGAAUUGACCACCGAAAAAAAUGUUGAACUAGAACCCACCCAAUUAAUAUCGGAAUCAAGCUAUUCACGAAAUGAGGAAUUCUUUUUGUUCGGCAGCAUUAUUGAGGCAUCAAUGAUCGAUAAGAAAAUCAGUGAUAAAACUGUAUUCUUUGAAUUGAGUAUGGGUAAUGCAGGCAAUUCCAUUGAUGGUCACAAUGAAAGUUUCUCCACCUUGGCGGAUGAUGGAGAAGAUGGUUGUUUAUUGGAAUCGGUGGAUACCACGUCAUUUAGUAGUACCACAAAUUCCUGUAAGCCCAUUUCACAUGACAAAAGUCAUUAUUAUCUGCCAUAUUGGGAUUAUAAGCCCUGCAUGGAUGUUCGCUGUACAUUGCCCGAUUUGCGUCGCCGCAUGUAUAAUAGUAACAUGUUGGCGAAAAUGGCUGAGAAAUAUGAAGACGGCUUGGCUGAAACCAAACAGUUAAUUGAAAAUGAAGACCCCAAGGCAGAAGUUCGUCUUCGUUCUACAUUGGAAGAUUUGGCCUCGGCUUGUGUUCGUUACCAGUCCAUAACCAAAAGUAACUGUACCGGACCAGGUAGCGGCAAAACUAAGCUGGAUAAAGAACGUAUGAAGCUAUGUAUGAGGGAAAUUGAAAGUUUAGGUAAUCUAGCACGGAAUCUAAGAGCAUUGGUGACCAAAAGUUCAUUGAAGGAACGUUUCAAACAGGCUCAAACCUAUAUGCCCAAAUUAAAAUUCCUAAUAGAUGAUCCUCAACAUUCAUUACCCGACAUCUUUUUGUGGCUCAUUGCCAAUGGUAAACGUUACUGCUAUCAUCGAAUGUCGGCCAGGGAUUUAAUAUAUUCUCCCACUGAGGAGGAAGCUGGUAUACAUUGUGGUAAAAUUCAAACGCUGUUUUUACGUUUACCCGGUAAACAGGCCUCGGGAACUGCUAGCUGGUUUAUACAAGCUAAAUUGUCGAUUUAUUUGUGGUUGGGUGUGGUCAGCCAGAAGGGCCACUUCUUUGAGGGUUUACCCAUUGGUUAUGAUUUGUCACAUGAGUUACGGAAUGCUGAGCGGCCAGGGGCAAUGGCGCCCAAUAAUAUUCACUAUUUGGAGAAGUCGACCUUCCAAUUGCGAGCCCACAUUUACCAGGCCCGUUCCUUGAUUGGUUCCGAUGCAUCGGGCCUCAGUGACCCCUAUGCCACCGUUUAUAUCACCGAAUACGCCAAAACCACCCAAGUCAUUGAGGAGACACUCAGCCCCACCUGGGAUGAAUUGCUGGUCUUCGAUGAAAUUUUAGUUUAUGGUACGAAGGAUGAAAUCAAGAAAAAUCCACCCACCAUUAUUAUUGAAAUAUACGAUCAGGAUAAAGUGGGAAAAUCCGAAUUUAUUGGUCGAGCUAUAGCUAAGCCUCGAGUGAAACUUCGAGAAAAUCCCUAUGUUACACCCUCAUUGGAAUGGUUUGAUAUUGUGCGGGGUCCGGAUAAUGCCGGAGAACUAUUGGCCGCAUUUGAAAUGUUGGAAUUGGGUUCACCGGAUAUGCCGAGGCUAACAGAACCCAAAAAUACUCCAGAAAUUUGUGAAGGAAAGUCAAAUGACCGGAAUAAUAUUCCACCACAGGAUACCAUAUUCCCAGUACCGAAGGAGGUGAGACCCCACUUGGCCAGAUUUCGUUUGGAGGUACUCUUUUGGGGUUUAAGGGAUUUAAAGAGAGUACACUUUAUGUCUGUGGAUAAACCCCGCAUUGACGUGGAGUGUUCAGGGAAAAUAUUAAGUUCGAAUAUCAUACAAAAUGCCAAAAAGAAUCCCAAUUUUCCGAAUAUGCUGAAAUCGAUUGAAUUGGAAUUGCCACUGGAGGAAACCUAUGCUCCGCCCAUAACCAUACGUUGUGUGGAUUGUAGAUCUUUUGGACGUUAUACCCUGGUGGGUACACAUCAGAUUACAUCCAUACAUCGUUAUUUGUAUAAGCCACCACCCAAAGAAGAUAUAACCAAAUAUAAGACAAUUGGGGGCCAAAUAAUAUUAUCGGCUCCAUUUACGGAGGAGACCUAUAAUAAUCUGGUCGAUGGCUUUGGUAUGCAACCGAUGAUGGAUUCAUUGCAGCAGGCCAAUAUGAAGGAUUUCUAUGGUAAUCGAAGAUCAUCGUGUGAUCAGUUUACCUUGUAUGGUGCGGCGUGUGUAACCAAAAUGGUCAAAAAACAAACAACGAAAAAGAAAUCCUCACCGCGCAGCAUCAACAACUCCAUAAUGGGUGAUCAGCAGGAUAUCGAUGAUGAGUGCAGUCGUGAUUGGUGGACCAAAUAUUUCUGGUCCUAUGAACGUUUGAUUGAUAGCGCCAAGGCCGAGAAAGCCCUUACAACGACCGAUAAAUAUCUAACACCACCCACAAAUGUGCAAACACAAGGCGUUAGCAAAUUCGGUUCGAAAUUUGUACAAAAACUCAGCCCCAAGGGUAUGACCAAUGCGCUGGGUCGCAACAACAAACAAGACCAUAGCAUCUCGCCCUGUUCGGCCAAAGCCAAGCCGCUGAACAACAGCACGGCGUUGUGUCAGGUAAGUAAUGGACAAGCGAAUUCGUCAAAACGAAUUCGUAGUGUGGCACGUCGUGCUCCUCACUUUCAGAUCUAUGCUGGUGACCUGGAGGCGCAGAUCGAAUUUAAUAAUUUUCGUGAUUGGCUACAUUCAUUUCCCCUGUAUCGGGGCAAGAAAACGGGCGAUUCAACGGAAGAUGAUAAUCGCACAGUGGGCUUCUUUAAGGGAGCCAUUAAAGUCUAUCGCCUGCCACCACCCAAGGGCAUUGAUUAUCCUGUACCCAAUUUACCUGCCAAUGAACCCAUCCAUGUGCUUGUGCGAGUGUAUAUUGUAAAAGCAACCGAUUUACAUCCCAUGGAUUUGAAUGGUAAAGCCGAUCCCUACAUUGUCCUCCAUUUGGGCAGUAAACGUAUCUCCGACAAAGACAACUAUGUUAGUAAGCAGCUGAACCCUGUCUUUGGUAAAUGUUUUGAGGUGGAAGCCACCUUUCCGCAGGAUUCAAUGUUGACAGUGCAAAUAUUCGAUUGGGAUUUGGUGGGAUCGGAUGAUUUAAUUGGUGAGACACGUAUCGAUUUGGAAAAUCGUUUCUACAGCAAACACAGGGCCACCUGUGGUUUGGCUCUACGCUAUGAAGAUUGUGGUUACAAUCAAUGGCGUGAUCCCAUGAAACCGACGCAAAUCCUAUCACGCCUCUGCAAAGAAAAUAAAUUGGAUACCCCACAUUAUUUUCAAGAUCGCGUGGCUAUUGGCAAGUACUGUAUGACUUUCUCCGAUGAGGAGGUUAUAGCCUGGAAUGGUCCCAGUACUUGCCGUAACCGCGAUGAACAUUUGGCCCUAGCUGUCCUACAUCGUUGGAGUGAAAUACCAAGUGUUGGUUGUAAGCUUGUACCUGAACACAUUGAAAGUCGUCCAAUUUAUAAUCCCGAUAAACCGGGUAUAGAACAGGGUAAACUAGAAAUGUGGGUAGAUAUGUUUCCCAUGGAUAUGCCAUUACCGGGACCAGCUGUUGAUAUAUCACCGAGAAAACCAAAGGCAUACGAACUGCGUGUGGUUAUAUGGAAUACCGACGAUGUGGUAUUGGAAGAUGAUGCCUUCUUUACGGGAGAGAAAAUGUCCGAUAUUUAUGUUAAGGGUUGGUUAAAGGGUCCCCAGGAUUGUCAAUCCACGGAUAUCCAUUACCGCUCAUUAACCGGUGAAGGCAACUUCAAUUGGCGUUUUAUAUUCCCCUUCGAAUAUUUAGCGGCGGAAGAGCGCAUUGUGUUGUCUCGUCGCGAGUCCCUAUUUAGUUGGGAUGAAACAGAGGUCAAAAUCCCAGCACGUUUAGAGUUACAGGUCUGGGAUGCAGAUCAUUUUUCGGCUGAUGAUUUUUUGGGUGCCAUAUCCUUCGAUUUGAAUCGUUUUCCUCGUGGAGCUAAAUCUUCGAAAUUGUGUACCCUGGAUAUGCUCAAAACCGAUAAUAUUCCUACUGUGAAUAUAUUCAAGCAAAAGCGAGUUCGCGGCUGGUGGCCAUUCUAUAUUAAGAAGCAAAAUGAAGAAAUGGAAUUGACGGGAAAAGUUGAAGCUGAAUUCCAUCUCUUGACCAAGGAAGAGGCUGAGCAAAAUCCGGCAGGCUAUGGCCGUAAUGAACCCGAUGCUUUAGAGAAACCAAAUCGUCCAGAUGCCUCGUUUAUGUGGUUUGUAAAUCCAAUCAAAUCAAUUCGCUACAUAGUAUGGCACAAUUACAAAUGGGCCAUUCUGAAGGGUCUUCUAUUCUGUGGCUUGGUACUAUUUUUCGUUCUAUUCGUAUACUCGGUACCUGGUUAUUCGGUUAAGAAAAUACUGGGUGCUUAA
This is a messenger RNA of Musca vetustissima, 6066 nucleotides long. RefSeq names its product otoferlin-like. Lineage: Eukaryota; Metazoa; Arthropoda; Insecta; Diptera; Muscidae. Gene Ontology annotation, cellular component: membrane. The transcript has 19 exons. The coding region runs from base 1 to 6066 and encodes 2021 amino acids. Gene Ontology annotation, biological process: plasma membrane organization. The record is from RefSeq and is a predicted model, not a curated record.